This is a messenger RNA of Corticium candelabrum, 1884 nucleotides long. Its product is annotated as rotatin-like. The transcript has 9 exons. The coding region runs from base 12 to 1844 and encodes 610 amino acids. Gene Ontology annotation, biological process: ciliary basal body organization; centriole replication; centriole-centriole cohesion. NCBI's taxonomy places the organism in Eukaryota, Metazoa, Porifera, Homoscleromorpha, Homosclerophorida, Plakinidae. The record is from RefSeq and is a predicted model, not a curated record. Gene Ontology annotation, cellular component: centrosome; ciliary basal body; centriole.
GGGCAAGACAGAUGUUGAAAAUCGCUUAUAACAUAGCCAAGUAUGACAGUGCAGGCCAGCUUCUAACUGCAAACAAGGAAGAACAGAAAGAGGAGGAUGAGGAGCUGCAGUUGCUAGACAGUGAUAUCACACUUUUGCGCAAUGUAUUACCUUUCAGUUUGGCCAGUCUUACUUUAGAAAAGCUGAAAUCAGCAUCAACUCACAAUGAAGCUGAACAAGCUGUGACUAUGCUUACAAUUUUGAUGCAUUCAACAUUGCUAGAAAUGACAACAAGACACAAUUAUGAUGAUGCAGACACAUCAUCAAAUCACUCACCAAGUGAAUUUUGUAAAGAAUUGUUGAAAUGUGGAGUUCUCGAUUGGAAAGAUGCUUUUGAAAGGUUUCUCUCUGUGCCGCCUUCCAGUCCGGAUGAUCAACAUCUUCUGAGCUCUGUUUGGUUUUGUUUGUCACUACUCAUUACUUGCAUGUCUCAUGAUCAUUGCAGAGACUGUCUGGAGUGGCUACUACCACAUGCUGCUACGCAAGAACUCUCAGGAAUCCCAUCCCAUAGCGACUCGUUUUUUUCAGAAAUUGCAUCAUCAUACAACAUGUCAGCUACUCUGGACCAGCCAGUUGCCAUCGUGCCUGGAUCAGAGUUUGCUGCAAGAACAUUACAAAUGGGCCAUGGCUCAUUUGUAAUGUCAGCAUUGAGACAGAAAAGAGAGCUACGUCAAUGUUUCAUCCAUCUUGCACCAUUUGAGGCUAUAAUAGCUCAAUGGCUGAUUGUCAUUCUGGACGGAUGUGAUGAAUCCAACUACUCGAAUAUGCCAGUUGUGGAGAGAGCAUUAGAAUGUCUUGUUCACAUCACUGCAAUACCGAAUUGGAGCUUGUCUGGUUCUGAUGAUGAAAGGGCAUCGUUUUGCUGUAAAGUUGGAGCAUGUUUAGCAAAGGUUGUUCGAAUAUUUGAGCAUGGAAGAGUAGGGAUAGUGUCAUCGUUCAUUGGAAAAGGCAUCACAAAGAGAGCAGCUAUCUGUUUGAGUCAUUUGGCAUCAGAAAUGGCGAGAACGAGCAAACAAGGUGACUGGACAGAAGCAUUUCUAAAUGUUUGUAAGCUUGAUCAAACGACGUCAUUAAACAAACAGCUUACAUGGCUACUUGCCUUCUUUGAUGAUCGUGAGCAGGAGGUUCGUUUUUCUGCUUAUGCAAUUUUUUCUCUUCUCUGUGGUCAUUCAGCUGGUGCAGCUGCAAUGUUGUCCAUCAGUAAUGACGUUUCUUGCAAUCAAUGGAUAUGCAACAUGGCUUUAUCAUGCUUGAGGAACUCAGAUGAAGCUGCAAUUGUUCGGCAGCAGGCUGCUUAUCUUUUAGCAAAUCUCUCAAGAAAUGAAUCUGCAUGUGAGGUCAUUAAGUGCAUGAUACAUCAACAGACAAUUCAGUAUUUAGCAAGAGAAAUUGCCUCAUUUGAUGUGAGCCAGUUUGUCAUCCACUGUUGUAUGCAUCAGGCUGACUGCAGCAACAGCUAUGGAAACAGUCGUUUGAGUGAUGACAAACAGGAUGAUAAUGUGCAAGUCACUCACAAUGUUGACAUUAUGUCUACGCGUGUUUCUGCUCAUUCCUCUUCUUCGCCUUCAGUGUCUGGUCUCUUUUCUGUGGUUUCAGAUUCAACAUUUAGUCCUGGACUCAUUGCUGCCAUCUGUCUUUGGUUUGGCAACCUUAUUGCCGCUUCUCCUCAACAGACAAUUACUAGACUAAUAGAUGAUGGUAUUGUACAUUCUCUCAUCAAACUAGUUGUUCAUUUCCCUGUUGAGACAGUCAACUUGUUGUUGAGGGACCUCCACGUACAUAGGCAAGUAUUGUCUUUGCAAUGAAUGAAGUCAAUCACAUGUGGAGAUUGCAUUUGCUUCUAGG